UAAAAAAGGUGAUAACUACCAUACAUCUUUAUGAUGUUUACUUAGUGUUCUUUUAUGAGAACAGGGGAUCGCACUUACAAUUAGGAUUUAUUUAAUGUUGACUGUUUUUGAGGGAUGCCUGCCGCCAGUACGUUAUAACUUAUCAGUUAGCGAGAGGUGUGCCAGGUCUAUCGUUCCUCAUCAACAUGAAUCUUAUGAGAACAUUUCUGAUUCCAGCGUUGAUUCAACUUUUCUCCAAUGUGAAAGCUUUGGAGAUAGAUUCGUCAUUCUUGGAUUUCGCUAAAGACGUAAGAUGUAUGGCGCCAUUUUUAUCUUUGAACACGAUAGGAUAUUUACAGUGUCAAAAGAUGUGUGUCCGUUAUUCGGACUGUGAAGUUCUACGUUACAGCAAAUCACUGUUAGAGUGCCGUCUCUACUUCAGUAACAAUUGCAGGGACCAUUCCGGUGAUUCCGACCCACAUAUCUACCUGAGGAGAAAUCAAACACACAAGUCGAUCGGAAGAUACUGCCUCCAAAGAUGCCCAUCUGGAAAUGCAUGUGUCGUGUCAAACAACAUAUCGACAUGCUUUCCUGACAGCGUUGCCGCACGCUACCUUAAUAUAAAUGCUAUCUUCGUUGAAAUUGAUGGUGUAUAUUUCGGCAUGUAUACUGUGCUCCAAAUCAGUCGAGAUGCUAGCCUAUUCUGUGAAUCACUUUCUGGGAGACUAGCUGUUCUGGAUACGCAGAAGAAACUCCAAAUCAUUUCUUCUGAAACAAAGAGAGUUCACGAAUUCGCACACUGGCUUAUUGGAGCAUUCAGAGUUGCCGAUGCAGAAUGGCAAUGGAGCAACGGAAAGCCUGCUUAUCCCGAUGUCAUAAAUGAUGUCGAUUUUGACUGUGUGAUGAUAUAUAGGGCUUUCCUAGACGAUUGUUCGUGUUCUCUUAAAGGGUAUUUCGUUUGUGAAAUGCUAUGAACAUUUAGGAUAUAAAGGAGACAUUAAGUGACUAUGUUGUGGAGUUGAGAUGUCGGACGCGGAUUUCAUCAUGCUCAUCCAGUUCAAGUCGGGCUGUGCCCGGAGGAGCAGGUCUCUGCGGUGUCGACGAAAUUGUUGGGUCUGCCAUGUUCAAG
Molecule: messenger RNA, 1108 nt
Organism: Pecten maximus
Lineage: Eukaryota; Metazoa; Mollusca; Bivalvia; Pectinida; Pectinidae
Exons: 5
Coding region: 186-953 (255 amino acids)
Source: RefSeq, a predicted model, not a curated record